CAGCUAUAUAUUAAGCCGCGAAAGAACGUCAACAAGCAAAAUCAGUUUUUACUGUGACUUCUUCGACAUUCUCCCAUUUGUCUUCUUUCUCAUCAAAUAAAUUCUCAGCGGCGACCGGAGAUCGGAAACGCCGUCCGUAGGAGAUUGUUUGGUUGCUUUACAGCGAAUCAAGAGAAAUGAAGAUUUCAGUGAAGACUUUGAAAGGCACUCACUUCCAGAUCGAAGUGAAUCCGAGCGACACCGUUGCUGAUGUGAAGAAAACAAUAGAAACAACUCAGGGUUCAGAGGUUUACCCGGCCGCACAGCAGAUGCUUAUUCACCAGGGAAAGGUUCUCAAGGAUGACACUACCCUGGAAGAUAAUAAAGUUGCUGAAAAUACUUUUAUUGUCGUUAUGUUGACCAAGAAGGCUGCAACUGGUGGGAGCUCAACUGCAUCAGGGACUAGUUCGGCGCAACCUACAGCUGCUGCUCAGGCAACUCAACCAGUGGCAGCACCUCAAGCUCCGGCUGAGAGUAUAAUAAUUCCGCGAGCUCCUGAGUCAACUCCAGCUCCGGCACCUGCUGCUGCUGCUGCUGCUCCUGCUCCUGCUCCUGCUCCUGUUGCUGCAUCUGCUACUCCCAGUUCAGAUGUUUAUGGCCAGGCAGCGUCAAACCUUGUAGCUGGAAGUACCCUGGAGAAUACUGUUCAACAAAUUCUUGACAUGGGUGGAGGGAGUUGGGAUCGGGACACAGUGGUUCGUGCUCUGCGGGCUGCAUUUAAUAAUCCAGAGAGAGCUGUCGAGUACCUUUAUUCUGGUAUACCUGAAGUGGCUGAAGCUCCUCCAGUGGCCCCACCCGCAGCCUCACCGACUGCGCAGGCUCCUGCAAGUGGGCAGGCAGUGAAUCCAGCAGCUCCCGCUCCCCAGGGGGCAGUUCUCUCUGGUGGACCUAAUGCAAAUCCUUUGGAUCUUUUUCCACAGGGGCUUCCAAGUGUGGGUUCAAACGCUAGUGCUGGUACCUUGGAUUUUCUUCGCAAUAGUCAACAGUUUCAAGCUUUGCGCGCAAUGGUACAAGCCAAUCCUCAAAUUCUGCAGCCCAUGCUGCAGGAGCUGGGAAAGCAAAAUCCGCAUUUGAUGCGGCUCAUUCAGGAGCAUCAGGCUGACUUCCUGCGCCUAAUAAAUGAACCGGUUGAAGGAGAAGGGAUAUUGGGGCAACUGGCUGAUGCAAUGCCACAGGCGGUCUCUGUUACACCUGAGGAACGCGAGGCAAUUGAACGUGUAUGCUUUCGUUAUAUCCUCUCUAGUUUUACUUGAUGUGGUUUGAUCUAUUUUCUAUAAGAGCAACGAUAGAGACAGUGACUAAUUAUAGUGAAAAAGUAUAGUGACUAAUGAAAAGACAAAUACGCCAUCCUCACUAAAUAUGUGCAUUUAUUAAUGAAGGGUAAAAAUGUAAUUUUUUAGGGAAUGAUAAAAUUUUAACGGGAAAGUGGCAAAAAACUAGGGGCCAAGAAUAAGCCACAUCACUCACUAUCUUUUUUCACUAUUUUUUUUCACUAGAUAUAUCAUUUUCCUUUUUAUAAAUAGUUCUAUUGAGAGUGCUCUUUGAUGGUUCACAUUCCCUUGUGCCGUGUCGAGUUUAAGCUCUUUUAAGGCUUUGCUUCCAACUGAUACUAGCGAGAAGGUGGUCGAGGCACUGCUUGAUUAUUAUCCAAUGAAAGAUAAAUAAUUUUUCCCCUGAUUUUUAUUAAGUUCUUAGAGGGAAGGGAGGGGGAAGUCACCAGAUAAAAGGGCAAUUUAGGAAUACAGAUUUGUUAAAAUAGUAGAUGAGAGCUCAUACAAACUUUUGCUUUGAAGUUUUCUGCUGAUAAUGUGUUUUCCCUUUCCUCUCCGUUUGGGUUAUUUUCAGAACACUUGCAUACGAGUUAUUUUGAUAGUUGGACAUGUAAUUUUACUGUAUUAAAGACUUACUGCGUUGAAAUGCGAUUUGUGCAGCUUGAAGCUAUGGGUUUUGACCGAGCUCUGGUGUUGGAAGUAUUUUUUGCAUGCAACAAGAAUGAGGAGCUGGCUGCAAAUUAUCUGUUAGACCAUAUGCAUGAGUUUGAUGAGUGAUUUGGUUUGGGAGUUGUAUCUAAGUCAGGCUAGUUUUUCGCUUCUUAAAUGUACUUUGACUUUGAACUUGCCAUGUGGGUUAAAUUUUCCUAUUACUGUUUUCAGUCUCUUAGCAUACUCUAUAUAUCUUGGAUCUGCUUUAUACUACCUUAAAAAAGUAUGAAGUCAUUUUUCUCUAUAUUCAUUUUUACCAUGAAGGCAAGGGCUUAAAUCUCUAUUAUAGCUAUAGGGUGGAUCUACAUUUAUCUCAUAUAUUGAGAAAACCAGUCUUUGUUGUUGCUUCUUGUUGUUGAUGCCGUUGUUUUAAAGUAAUGAAAUCAUUUGUUGGAGUUACCAUCGUGAAGUAUUGCAUGCGGUGGGUUUACUUGAUAUGAAAGAGGUAGAGAAGAAGAUUAUGACCAAGUUAGUAUACUUGAUUGUCAUCCAACACAACUUAAACAGUGUCUUGUGUGAGUUAAAAACACAGAGAUUUAAAUAGUCGGUUGUUCAUGGCUUCCCCAAAAAAAAAAAGUAUGGUUGAUUAAAUAAGUGAAAACAAUGUGGAUUAUGAAGUCUGAACUCUGAAGUCUGAACCAAGUAGUUUAAGGAAACGAAAGGAUUCGUCGAACUGAAAGCUAAUGUUGAAUUAAUGAUUCCUCAAAACAAC
Messenger RNA from Oldenlandia corymbosa var. corymbosa, 2733 nucleotides. The record is from the annotation of a GenBank genome assembly. Lineage: Eukaryota; Viridiplantae; Streptophyta; Magnoliopsida; Gentianales; Rubiaceae.